AUGAAGGGUGAAAGGGCGCCAAGAGUCGGCUUGGCUGGUGGGGUGAGUCGGCUUGUCUUUGUGCUUGGCUCGGCUCUAUCUCUUCAAGGCUGUGGCACUCAGAGCGAGAAAUGUCCCUGUUGGCGCCGCUUAAGUGAGGACGACGCCGCUGAGCGCCCGGAGGACGAUGCGGAGCGCCCGGGCCGUCAAUUGUCAUCCAGGCGUCGUCGAUCCUUCACUUCCUCUCCUAGAGAGUACAGUGAGUUUUGUUGUGAGGCUCUGAUUUUAAGCACGACGGCCUGGCCGACUUGGAACCUCUAUGCCUAUGGCUACGGCUAUGGCGAAGAGACCACCACUGAAGCCUAUGGCUAUGGCGAAGAGACCACCACUGAAGCCUAUGACUAUGGCGAAGAGACCACCACUGAAGCCUAUGGCGAAGAGACCACUACUGAAGCCUAUGGCUCUCAACAGACCACGACUGAAGGCCCAUUGACAAGCUGGGUAGGUGGUCCAUGGCAGUAUCCAUCAAAUUACAGCAUAUUCCCAAAUGCUGAUUGGUCAAGGGUACGAUUUGUGGAGGAGUCCUACCAGCCUGAAUCGUGCUCGUGGACGUGGCGGAAAGACAAUGCCUUCUUUGCAGUUGAUAUCUGCAUUCCGUUGGUGCGAUUUGGAACUUCCCACAUGUAUGCCUACAUUGAUGACUCACUCAUGUACGCUGAGUGGGAUAGUUUGGAUUGCAGUGGAGAAGUGAAAGAAACCAGGUCAUGGAGCUCCCAUUGCCAGUAUGCCACAUCAAACGCCAAUUACAAAAGCAUUGGCCCGUCAUUGAGUCUCAUUCACCAGCUUCCUGAGCGCACUGGACACCUUGAAUACUCAUUGAAUAUGACCGGGGCAGCUUGGGCGUAUGGCAUUUAUCCGGAUUCCAGUUGCACCGGUGAGCCGACUGAGAUCUGGGUGAGCCCCCUCAAUGCUUGCAAGCGCGAAGCGUAUGGUUCCUACAAGAUGAUGUGCGAGAACGGAAAGGUGGUGCAGCAUUACCACGAGGCCAUACAACACGAAGAUGGAUGCGCCGACUUCGAUGCUCAAUGUCUGUGCAAAGCACAGAUCCCGCUGCCUGAUGACACCAAGGGAUUUGAUCAACUUUCAACGUCAGCCUGCACCGCCUUCAACGUGGGUGCGUUCUACCUUGAGGAAAUUAGGCCUGGCGGCCUUGUGCGACGCAAAAGGGACGUCGAAAGCUGGAGCCCGGAACCCACCGUAGGUUCCAGAAGACUCCGCGAAGGCCAUCUGCGACAGGCGAUGCUGAAGCAGUGUCCGACACUCAAAAGUCUCCUGGAGAUGAGCAAGUUUUCAGUUGAUCAGGAGACCAGAGCGCAGGAGAUGGGGCUGCCGAUGAGGCACCCUCCAGCUGAAGAGGUCGGUCGCUGGCGGCCUCGGGCUGUCAACACUGGAAAUCACCAGGGGCCCACCGUGGCUCUGGCUCUUCUGGGCCGGGGCUGCACAGAAAUCGGGUUGGGCUGUCCUUCAGCUUCUUUCGGUGUUGCACUCACUUUCGGUGAUAACUGA
Messenger RNA from Durusdinium trenchii, 1545 nucleotides. Lineage: Eukaryota; Dinophyceae; Suessiales; Symbiodiniaceae. The record is from the annotation of a GenBank genome assembly.